This is a messenger RNA of Klebsormidium nitens, 564 nucleotides long. The record is from the annotation of a GenBank genome assembly. Lineage: Eukaryota; Viridiplantae; Streptophyta; Klebsormidiophyceae; Klebsormidiales; Klebsormidiaceae.
AUGGGCAGUACCCUGGAACUCGUCCGGGGUGAGCUGUUUGUCCCCGAUUUCGUCCAACAGCUGGAUGCAAACCCGGAUAUUCUGAACGUCAGAAAUGGCGUGCUCCUUCUGAGAACGGGCAUGCUCGAUGCGCACAGGCCCGAGUACAUGUGCUCAAAGAUUGCAGAGACGGACUUCAUGGGGAUCGAGUACCCAGCUCCGCUCGUUGAUGCUUUUCUAGGCGACAUCUUCAACCACGACUCUGAGCUGGUGGACUACGUUCGGAAGCUGUAUGGCUAUGCUCUAAAUGGUCAUACCCGAGAAGAGAUCUUCGUGCUCUUGCUCGGAGCUGGAGGUGAGCACUUGCUUGAUUGAGGGUUGCAGCAGUCCGUCAAGACGCAAAGCGCCAGCCAGAGCCCCCCAUGCUGACGUCAUCCGCAAGGAGUUCCGAUAUCUUUAGCAAAAGCUUGAACACUUGGUUAGCCGCUGGUAUGCGGUCGGUCUUGGGGGCUUGUCCAAGUGUCCGAGGUCUUCCGGAACAUUGUUUGGGUGUAGUUGCUGACGUCAUCAGAAAGAAGUCCUGAU